UCAAGCCCUUAUCCCUUUCUGCGGCAGCCUGGCGCAAUUUUUUCUUGCAAUGGCGGACACAGAAGAAACACCGAUCCUCAAGGUGAAACCCGAAGUGGCUCAUAGCAACAGCGGCUUCGUGCCGCUGCUGCUGCUCAGCAUUCUCUACAUUACGUCAGGUGCCUACACCACCGUGACAGUCUUUACUGGCGAUGGCAUUGCAAAACAGCCAGGCUUUGGCCAGAAAACAGUCCACAUGGGCGAGACAAUGCUUUGGUUGGGAGCAGCUGUCUCCACAGCUGCCUUUCUGCCCCUCUUUGAUAUUUACGGACGCCGCGACCUUCUCUACUUUGCUGGCGUUUUGGGAUUGACAUCAGCGGCCAGCGCACUGCUUGCUACCUCUGCCUGGCUCUAUUUGGUAGCUCAAUUUGGGAUCGGACUAUUCUUAUUUCCCACUGGCCUUACAGCUUGGGUUCUAGCUGCGGAGAGCGUCUCCCCAAAGGUUCACAACCGUAUGUUGGCUGUUUGGAAUAUAUGCUAUUCGCUCUUUGGUAUUUCCAUGGCAGCUUGUUGCCUUAUUAUCAACCGGACGAACAUGAGCUGGAGAAUGGAGAGCGUCUUUUGGUACAUGCCUAUUGUAGGUAGCCUCAUGGUUGGCCCGUUGUAUGUCUCCGAGUCUCCAGAGAUGGCGGGAAAGUCAGACCGAAUUGACAGGAAUGAGAGUAGUUUGAGGGUGUGGCCCAUGGUGGGAUAUUUGGUCGCGACGGCCGUUUGUUGGAGCGCUGUGAGCAUGAGUUUCUACGCCUUGUCAUAUAGCUCCAGUUCCCUAUCUCCAGACAUCUACCUGAACAUGGCCCUUCUAGCAGGGAUUGACUGCGUUGUCUAUGGCUGCGCCAUGCCCAUCAUUGACUGGCUCUCUCCAAAGGGGGCUCAGCUGACCUCCUUGUCUUGCGCAGCUGCCCUGAUGCUGUUUUG
This is a messenger RNA of Cladocopium goreaui, 954 nucleotides long. Lineage: Eukaryota; Dinophyceae; Suessiales; Symbiodiniaceae. The record is from the annotation of a GenBank genome assembly.